CAAUGUGCUCCGCCGCGAUCCGUCCUACCGACCGCGGUGCCUGGCAACAGAGAAGGACGUGAUGACGUCCUCCCCAGAUUGCGUAUUAUGGGAUGUGCGGAAUUAAACAACCCGAAGAGGACGCGGGGAAGCCAAAAAUAAUAAAAGAGACAGAAAUAAACGGGGUUGCAUGGUGAAGCAUGGAGCUCUCGGCUGUUGGUGAGAGCGUCUUCGCAGCCGAGUCCAUCAUUAAACGGAGAAUCAGACGGGGUCGCUGGGAAUAUCUCGUGAAAUGGAAGGGCUGGUCUCAGAAGUACAGCACUUGGGAGCCGGAGGAAAACAUUCUGGAUGCACGACUCUUCGCAGCCUUCGAGGAGAGGGAGCGCGAACGGGAGCUGUUCGGCCCGAAGAAGAGGGGACCCAAACCUGAGACGUUUCUCUUGAAGGCCAAAGCCAAAGCCAAAGAAAAGACGUAUGAAUUUAGAGGAGAGGCUCCCAGGGGGAUCCAGGUUUCCUAUCCCAUCCCGGAGCCUGUCAUAACACCGAGGGCCCGGGAGGGUUUACGCGCAGUGGUUCCCACCAUCUUCCCCCCGAGCGCGGUCAACAGAGGUGAGAGCGUCCACGUCAGACCGCCGGAGCCGGAGAGGAGGCCCAGGCCGGCUCCAGCAGCUGCUCUGACGCUCCAAGAAUCCGCCCGGCUCCCCAAAAAGAGAGGGCGCAAACCGAAGCUGCAUUUGCAUUACGACAGAGAUGAUGGAGGCAGCUCGGCCGAGCCGUGCGUCAAACGCAGCCGGCUGCUGGAGGAGCCGCUGCCGCACGGUCUGUCCAAAGCCCCCCGCCGCUUGCACCACCACGGAGAGACCUCGGACCACAGCCUCCUGCAGCUCACCAAGAGGUUCCAGGAGGAGACCACGAUAACACCCAAGCCCUGCGGCGAGCAGAGGCACGCGGGCUUGUCCUGCAGCUGCGCGUUCAAUCCAGAUGUGCGCAGGGGCGAGCACAGGACUAGUUGCGCGAACAGGGCGCCCCAGCACAGGAGGCCCGAGGAGCACCGGAGGCUCCAGCAGGUGCCGGAGCGCCGGCCGGGCCCUGCUCUCAUCCCGCCGCUGCAGGCCGAGGCCCUCCACGACUCCUCGCCCGCGGGACCGGCCUCGUCCUGGACGCCUUGUUACGCCAACGUGGACGCUGUGACGGUGACCGACGUCACCAUGAACUUCUUGACGGUGACGGUGAGGGAGAGCAACACGGACCAAGGCUUCUUCAGGGGGAAGAGAUGAGCCGACGAGCGCAUAAAUAUCGUGUAACAAGCUACUAACGAACAUGCCUACUGUAAGACUAUAUAUUUUUUCUAUGUAACUUUCAAACGUGUACAUACAGAUAUUUAAUACGCUACUGAGAACAUUAAAAACCAACGUGACAUCGUGAGUUUCAAGGUGUUUUUGUUGCUGCAAAAAAAAAGGAAAAAAAGAAAAGAAAAGAAAAAGAAAAAAGGCACAUUUCGACGUUUCUGUUCAGCCACUUCAUCACGAGCAAGUUCCCUAUACACUCUGUGGAAUAUUAACUUGGUUGUGACAGUUUUUUUAAAUCCAAUAAAACAAGAUUAGAAAUGUACACUUUUAUUGUUUGUUCACAUCUUCAGCCACCUGAGUAAUAAAGUUUAUAAAUUGGA
This is a messenger RNA of Acanthopagrus latus (yellowfin seabream), 1648 nucleotides long. RefSeq names its product chromobox homolog 8a (Pc class homolog, Drosophila) (gene cbx8a). The record is from RefSeq and is a predicted model, not a curated record. Bases 180 to 1256 code for a protein of 358 amino acids. The transcript is spliced from 5 exons. NCBI's taxonomy places the organism in Eukaryota, Metazoa, Chordata, Actinopteri, Spariformes, Sparidae.